Psylliodes chrysocephalus is the source of this 2559-nucleotide messenger RNA. Lineage: Eukaryota; Metazoa; Arthropoda; Insecta; Coleoptera; Chrysomelidae. The record is from the annotation of a GenBank genome assembly.
UCUCACUGAAAGGGAUUUCCAUUUUAAUCAUUUCCAAGUCCAAUCAGUAGUGAAAUAUGUGAUCAACUCGGUGGCGUUGCUGUUCCCUCCCUUCAGCCAGUGCGAAGACAAUGUCCGUGGUGAAUUUGACUAUGUCGCCUCUCAGGAAGCGCAACUGUUUUCUUGUAUUAAUCGGUAUUGUUUUUGUGCCGUUCUGUUUCUUCGUGCUGUUAUCAGUGCCAGAUAUGUCUUCGGAGGAUGCGCUGGUCCAACGAAUUGCAGAACUGCAAGUUAGGAUACAAUAUCUGGACUCGAUGUACAGAUCAAGACAGGAGGAUCUUCAACAACUGAGCCAACAUUUUGAUCAAUCGUUUAAUGCUGACAACACUUCCAAUCUACCCCAUCUUCAGGAUAUGAAACAAUUUUUAAAAAAUAUAUCGGGGUUACACGUAUCCAGUGGAUUAAAUCCAGGCGUAUCACUAAAAUUUCCAACUGCCUACCAGUUUCUUCCACAUCUUUUGGACGAUCCUACCAGUCUGAGGUUGUCAUAUUUGCUGUCAAAAAACCGAGACGGUGUAUCGUUGGUGCUCGGAAUACCGACGGUGAAGAGAGAGAAGUACAAUUAUCUUAUGGAUACUCUUCAAAGUCUUAUUGAUGGAUUAACAGAUGAAGAAAUCGACGAUAGCCUUAUAGUGAUUUUCAUAGCUGAGAUUGAAUUGGAAUACAUUGUUAAAGUUGCCAGCGAAGUGGAAAAAAAAUUUGCGGCCCAACUAGAAUCUGGAUUGAUCGAAAUCAUAGCACCUUCGCCAGGAUAUUACCCGAACUUCGAAAAACUUCCAUUAACGCUUGGGGAUUCCCCGGAACGAGUAAAAUGGCGAUCGAAACAGAAUUUAGAUUAUGUGUUUUUGAUGUCUUACUGCCAGACGAAAGGUACAUUUUACGUCCAAUUAGAGGAUGACAUUAUGGCCAAACCAGCCUAUAUGACAACAAUGAAAAAGUUCGCCUUAGAAAAAACGUCAAAAAAAGAACCAUGGAUCAUUUUGGAUUUUUGUCAGUUAGGUUUUAUCGGAAAAAUGUUUAGGAGUGCUGAACUUCCUUGGCUGAUCCAAUUUUUUCAAAUGUUUUUCAACGAUAAACCGGUUGAUUGGUUACUGGAUUACUUGAUUACCACGAAAGUUUGUAACUGGGAAAAACGAGAUAACUGCAAGACUGAUAAAGCAAAAGUAUGGAUUCAUUAUAAACCUUCACUAUUCCAACAUAUAGGGGAACAUUCUUCUCUAAAAGGAAAAGUUCAAAAACUAAAGGAUAAGCAAUUCGGAAAAGUUGCACUGUACUUUCCCCAUAAGAAUCCAGAAGCUGAAAUUACUUCUGGAAUAAAACAUUAUAAACAAUACUCGCUGAAGAGGGCAUACUUGGGAGAAACUUUCUUCUGGGGAUUGCUGCCUCAACCUGGCGACCAACUAGUUUUUAAAUUUGCAUCGCCUAUAGUCAUUAAAAAGUUCCUUUUUCGUAGUGGAAAUGCUGAACAUCCAACAGAUAAAUUUUACAAUACAACAGUAGAAGUCCAACCCAAAAAUUCCUUUUAUCAAAAUUCAAAUGUUGUAAAUAUAACGCAAGAUGGUUUUAUUGUAAUUGGUAAAUUUGAUAGUGCUGGCGUGGCGUCGGGUAGCCCAGACGAGAAUAUUGGAAAAGUAAAUGUUCUUCGGCUGAAUGUUCACAGUGAAAGUGAUAAUUGGGCAAUUUUAAGUGAGAUACACAUUCAAGACAAAUUAAGCAGAAGGUGACAAACAGACAAAUUUCAUACGUCAUAUUCUACGUUUUUGUACCAACAUGUACCAAGACGGAUUUAAAAGUAGCGCUCAUGCGCAUCAUCUGUGAUAUUUUUUUAUUGUUGAACGGAUUCUACAACGACAUCGAAGUGACGAUGGACUGAUUUAAGAAGUAUUUAUACAGGGUCUCUUUUUUGUUAUGAUAUGUUAAUUUAUAUUUUGUAUACCGCUUUGGCUAUUCAAAAUUUUCCGUGAUAGAAGAUUCCCAACAAGAGAAAUAUGAAAAAUCAAUGUAUAAUUACGAAAAAAGGAGCGAUUUAUUUUGAACACAUCCUUGAUGAAGCAUUUUUUGUACAAUAUUAAGCUUUUUACUAAACCAACCAAUGUGCAAACUAGUCAGUUGAUAUAUUAAAUAUAUUGCACAUAAAAACUAUCUACUAAAAACAUUGUUAUCCUAUAAAAUAUAACAGUAAAAAAGAUUAAGAAGGUUGUAUGAUUAAAUUUCGAAAAAAUAAGCGACCAAGAGCAAGAUGUAUGGAUGGAGUCGAAGUAGAUCUGAAGAUAUGAGUCAAAACGAAGGAGGACGUAGUCAGAAAUCGGGAAAAGAUAGUAAAAUUUCAUAGUAGGCCAAUAUUGACAUAGGAUUGUCGAGCCAAAGACCACAAUGGUUAAAUAUGAAAACUAUAAUAUAUUUUUUAUGUAAUUUUUAUUUAUUUUUGAAUUUUUAACUAUUUUUUUUUUAUUUUCAUGGACAGCUUCUGUACCCAACGAACAUUUUGGUAUGGCAAGUUAAUAGAUCUUUCACAUACAA